Hibiscus syriacus is the source of this 2456-nucleotide messenger RNA. RefSeq names its product probable 1-deoxy-D-xylulose-5-phosphate synthase, chloroplastic. Gene Ontology annotation, molecular function: 1-deoxy-D-xylulose-5-phosphate synthase activity. Lineage: Eukaryota; Viridiplantae; Streptophyta; Magnoliopsida; Malvales; Malvaceae. Bases 123 to 2246 code for a protein of 707 amino acids. The record is from RefSeq and is a predicted model, not a curated record. Gene Ontology annotation, biological process: terpenoid biosynthetic process. The transcript has 10 exons.
AUUGAUUCUUUCCUCUCUGUUUCCUGCAACUAAGAGGUUCUAUCAAUUGUGAGUUUUAAAAAAAAUUAUCUUUUGCUGUGGAUUUUACCGAAUUACACUGAGUUGGGUCGGUGUUUUUCCUCAUGGGUACUGCUCCAACUCAGUGCCCAUCUGGAAUCACUGCAAGUUUCCAUGCCAAAUUUGAUAACAGAACUGAGUUUUCAAGCUCCAGUUUCCCAUCCACUCUUAAUCUUACGAAGCUUAGCUUUCACCCCAAUUCCAAGGGAUUAGUAAAUAGAAUAGGUUCUUUGCCUGAUAUCGAUGAUUUGUUUUGGGAGAAAGUCCCUACACCUCUACUUGAUGUGGUUGAAAGCCCCAUUCACUUGAAAAGCUUGAGCAUCAAGGAACUGAAAUUAUUAGCAGAUGAAAUCCGUUUGGAAUUGUCUUCUACAAUGUCAAAAACUCAGAGUUCUUUCAAGGCCAGUUUGGCGGUAGUGGAACUGACGGUUGCAUUACACUAUGUUUUUCAUACUCCUGUCGACAAGAUUCUGUGGGAUGCCGGGGAACAGACAUAUGCACAUAAAAUUCUUACAGGAAGGCGGUUCCUCAUGUCUACACUGAGACAAAAGAAUGGCCUUUCUGGCUAUACUUCCCGAGCUGAGAGUGAAUAUGAUCCUUUUGGGGCUGGGCAUGGAUGUAACAGUAUAUCUGCUGGACUUGGUAUGGCAGUGGCACAGGAUAUUAAAGGCAAGCGAGAACGUGUAGUUACAGUCAUUAACAACACCACAACUAUGGCCGGUCAGGUCUAUGAGGCCAUGAGCAAUGCUGGAUAUUUGGAUUCAAAUUUGAUCGUGAUACUUAAUGACAGUCACCAUGCUUUGCAUCCAAAGAUAGAAGAGGGCCCCAAGACAUCUAUCAAUGCUCUAUCCAGUACCCUUAGCAGGAUUCAAUCAAGUAAAUCUUUUCGCAAGUUUAGAGAAGCUGCUAAGGAUGUUACCAAAAAAAUUGGUAUGGGAAUGCAUGAACUGGCAGCCAAAGUUGAUGAGUAUGCACGUGGUAUGAUGGGUCCACCUGGAUCAACUCUCUUUGAAGAGCUUGGGCUGUAUUAUAUUGGCCCUGUUGACGGACACAACAUAGAGGAUUUGAUAUGUGUUCUACAAGAAGUGGCAUCACUGGAUUCAAUGGGUCCGGUGUUGAUUCAUGUGAUAACAGAGGAAAAUCAAGGUUCAGAAGCUGACCAAAAGAGAGGGACAGUGGAGCAGCAGCAAGAAGGUUCAAGUUUAAAUGGAAUUUACGCUUUCUCAAAUGGUGAUAGUUGCCAAACUUAUAGUGAUUGCUUGGUGACGGCUUUGAUUAUGGAGGCAGAGAAAGACAAAGAUAUUGUAGUAGUUCAUGCUGGAAUGGAAAUGGAUCCAUCACUUAAGUUAUUUCGAGAACGAUUUUUUGACAGGUUUUUCGAUGUUGGAAUGGCCGAGCAACAUGCAGUUACAUUUUCAGCUGGUUUAUCAUGUGGAGGGUUAAAGCCAUUUUGCAUAAUUCCUUCUGCCUUCCUUCAGAGAGCUUACGAUCAGGUUGUCCAUGAUGUAGAUCGGCAGAGUAUUCCUGUGCGAUUUGUCAUUACGAGUGCAGGCUUGGUAGGAUCAGAUGGUCCUUUGCAGUGUGGGGCAUUUGAUAUAACCUUCAUGUCAUGUUUGCCAAACAUGAUUGUCAUGGCAGCAUCGGAUGAGGAUGAGCUGAUGAACAUGGUUACUACUGCUGCCCAGAUUGAUGACCGGCCAAUUUGCUUUCGAUAUCCGAGGGGUGCCCUAGUCAUGAGAGAAUAUCCAAUAUACAUUGGAACAGGUAAAGUUCUUGUUGAGGGUAAAGAUGUUGCUUUACUUGGGUAUGGGGCAAUGGUUCAAAACUGUCUCAAAGCUCAGGCCCUUCUUUCCAAGCUCGGUAUUAGUGUAACGGUUGCCGAUGCAAGAUUCUGCAAGCCUCUCGAUAUCAAGCUUCUCAGGCAGCUUUGUAGCAAUCAUGACAUUCUGGUAACUGUUGAGGAAGGUUCCGUUGGAGGAUUUGGUUCCCGCGUUGCUCAGUUCAUUGCGCUCGAUGGACAGCUUGAUGGAAGACUCAAGUGGCGACCAAUUGUAUUGCCGGACAGCUAUAUCGAGCAUGCAUCGCCUGGAGAACAGCUUGCUCUUGCCGGGCUGACUGGACAUCACAUUGCUGCAACCACAUUAAGUCUUCUCGGACGUACCCGUGAAGCUUUACUUUUAAUGUGCUAGAAUGUGGCGUGGUUCUUCCUUACCGGAGAGGGCUAAACAGAGAAGAGCAAUAAUAUUGUUGCAUUGAUUAUCCCUAUAACGUGUAUAUCAGGGACUAAAAUUACGAUUGCAGUCACAUUUUCGGUUGUAUUGUGUUUAUCGCGAUUGCGGGCAUAACGGGUGUUAUUGUGGUCAUUGCAGGUAUUACGGUCAUACAAUAAUGGUUUCGGA